AUGGGAAUAGAUCUUGAACUAUCUUCUGUUGAACAUGAUAAUAAAUGCGAGGAACAAAACGCAGUUAGUAAUGCUGUGGAUUGUCAGGAAAAUGUGAAUAGUAUUGGAGUGGGUGGAAAUAUGGUUGAUGCUGUAGAUGGAGGGCAUGAUAGGGAUGGAAAGAUUCUUAAUUCCCCUAAAAUGGAUGUUAUACGGGUUGAAGGGGACACUGAUUUUGAGCCACGUAAUGGCAUUGAAUUUGAAUCACACGAGGCAGCAUAUUCAUUUUAUCAAGAGUAUGCCAAGUCUAUGGGAUUCACCACCUCGAUAAAAAACAGUCGGCGCUCAAAGAAAUCAAAAGAAUUUAUUGAUGCCAAAUUUGCAUGUUCUAGAUAUGGGGUCACUCCAGAAUCAGAUAGUGGUAGUAGUAGCCGACGGCCAAGUGUAAAGAAGACAGACUGCAAAGCCAGCAUGCAUGUGAAGAGAAGGCCAGAUGGGAAAUGGGUAAUUCAUGAGUUUAUAAAGGAGCAUAAUCAUGAGCUUUUACCAGCUCUAGCAUAUCAUUUUCGAAUUCAUAGGAAUGUAAAGUUAGCUGAAAAGAAUAAUAUUGACAUUUUACAAGCUGUAAGUGAACGGACAAGAAAGAUGUAUGUUGAAAUGUCUAGACAAUGUGGUGGGUAUCGAGAUGUUGGGUUUCUUAGGAAUGAAAUACCUUCUCAGUUUGAUAAAGGGCGGUACCUGGCUCUAGAUGAGGGGGAUGCCCAAGUCAUACUUGAGUAUUUUAAGCACAUCCAGAAGGAUAAUCCUAACUUCUUCUAUGCAUUAGACCUGAAUGAAGAGCAGCGCCUAAGAAAUUUGUUUUGGGUUGAUGCCAAAAGUAGGAAUGACUACAUCCAUUUCAGUGAUGUUGUAUCAUUUGAUACUACUUAUGUAAAAAGCAACGAUAAAAUGCCAUUUGCGCUUUUUAUUGGGGCAAACCAUCACUUCCAAUCCAUGUUGCUUGGAUGUGCGUUGAUUGCAGAUGAGACCAAACCAACAUUCGUUUGGUUAAUGAAAACUUGGCUUAGAGCAAUGGGUGGGCAGGCUCCUAAAGUGAUAAUAACUGAUCACGACAGAACUUUGAAGGCAGCUACUGAAGAAGUCUUUCCAAAUGCACGUCAUUGCUUUGCUCUUUGGCACGUAUUGGAAAAAAUCCCUGAAGUUCUCACUCCUGUAAUCAAACGACAUGAAAAUUUUAUGGCGAAAUUCAACAAGUGCAUCUUUAAGUCAUGGACAGAUGAUAAGUUUGAUAUGAGAUGGUGGAAAAUGGUCAGUAGGUUUGAACUUCAAGAGGAUGGAUGGUUUCAGUCAUUAUAUGAAGAUCGUAAAAAGUGGGUACCAACUUUUAUGGGGGAUACUUUUUUGGCAGGCAUGUCUACAGCUCAGCGCUCUGAAAGUAUAAACUCUUUCUUCGACAAAUACAUUCAUAAGAAGAUUACCCUGAAAGAGUUUGUGAAGCAGUAUGGAUUAAUUCUACAAAAUAGGUACGAAGAGGAAGCAAUAGCAGAUUUCGAUACAUGGCACAAACAGCCUGCAUUGAAAUCUCCUUCACCCUGGGAAAAACAGAUGUCAACUGUUUACACACAUGCAAUAUUCAAGAAAUUCCAAGUUGAGGUUUUGGGUGUAGUUGGGUGCCAUCCCAGCAGAGAAAUUGAAGAUGGAGCGAAUAUGACGUUUAGAGUUGUGGACUGUGAAAAGAACGAAACUUUUAUGGUGUCAUGGAAAGAAGUGAAGGCAGAGGUUUCUUGUUUAUGUCGUUCUUUUGAAUACAAAGGCUUUCUUUGUAGACAUGCAAUGAUUGUUCUCCAAAUUUGUGGCCUUUCUAGUAUCCCAGCUCAGUAUAUUCUAAAGAGGUGGACAAAAGAUGCAAAGAACCAGCCAUCAACAGUUGAAGGAACGGAACGCAUACAAACUAGGGUGCAACGUUACAAUGAUUUAUGUAAACGAGCCAUUGAGUUGGGUGAAGAAGGAUCUUUGUCUCAAGAGAGCUACAGUAUUGCAUUCCGAACGCUGGUAGAAGCCCUGAAAAAUUGUGUGAAUGUGAAUAAUUCAAAUAACAGUGCUGUAGAAUUUAUCAGCAAUGCUCAUGGUCCUCGUGACAUGGAAGAAGAGAAUCAGGGAAGCCUUGGAACCAAAACAAGUAAGAAGAAGAUGGCAAGCAGGAAAAGGAAGGGACAAUCAGAGCCUGGUGUUAUAAUUCCCGAGGCACAAGAUAGCUUGCAGCAAAUGGGAAAUCUAAGCUCAGAUGGAAUAACUCUUAAUGGCUUUUAUGGAUCCCAACAGAAUGUGCAAGGACUGGUGCAAUUGAACUUAAUGGAGCCUCCUCAUGAUGGUUACUAUGUUAAUCAGCAGGGCAUGCAGGGGCUGGGACAACUAAAUGCAGUAGCACCCAGCCAUGACGGGUUCUUUGGGACUCAACCAAGCAUGCAUGGCCUGGGGCAUCUGGAUUUUCGACCACCAACUAGCUUUGGUUACAGCAUGCAGGAUGAGCACAGCCUGAGAUCCACACAGUUGCAUGGAGAUGCUUCAAGACAUGCAUGAAGAUGAACUGCACCACCCAAUAACCUGAACAACAGCAGUUGCCCCCCCUAAAGACAGCAACAGCAAUCAGAAAGCAAUCUGGGUUGAUCUUGGUCAUGGUUUCAGGAUCCUCGACUGCUCUUUUUCCCAGAGCAGAAGAAUAUCCUCACCUUCCCUUUGUUGUAUUGUCUAAUUCUUGAACUGGGAAGUUGCUUAUAGCCCUAUACUGUUAUAGACACUAAUGCUUCUUUGGCAUGUGAUGACUGAUGAGAUAGGAGAUGGAUCUGUUGGGGGAAAAAUCAUUAAAAUUUGAACAUUUCCUUUGUACUUAAAGAUGUGAAAAGAGUUGCUGCAAUAAUACCUCUGUAAAUGCUCUUGUAUUGUUAAGCUUGAGAUUCAUCUGUUGUGAUUAGGCA
Messenger RNA from Vitis riparia (riverbank grape), 2954 nucleotides. RefSeq names its product protein FAR-RED IMPAIRED RESPONSE 1-like. Gene Ontology annotation, biological process: regulation of DNA-templated transcription. Lineage: Eukaryota; Viridiplantae; Streptophyta; Magnoliopsida; Vitales; Vitaceae. Gene Ontology annotation, molecular function: zinc ion binding. The record is from RefSeq and is a predicted model, not a curated record.